Molecule: messenger RNA, 1434 nt
Organism: Perca fluviatilis (European perch)
Lineage: Eukaryota; Metazoa; Chordata; Actinopteri; Perciformes; Percidae
Gene: serpinf2b
Product: serpin peptidase inhibitor, clade F (alpha-2 antiplasmin, pigment epithelium derived factor), member 2b
Exons: 9
Coding region: 1-1434 (477 amino acids)
Biological process (GO): negative regulation of endopeptidase activity
Molecular function (GO): serine-type endopeptidase inhibitor activity
Source: RefSeq, a predicted model, not a curated record
AUGGACCUUCGUCUGACACUCCUGUUGAUCUGUCUCUACAGCCAAGGAGUCACUAAUGCUGAGGUGGCAGAAAAUGACUCAAUCCCUUUGGUGCCACUCAUUCCUUUGAUGCCCAGCCACCCCAGAGAGCCAGACCUCCAGACCCCCAUAGAUUUGAAAGUAGAAAAUGAAAGUGCAGUACCACCAGGAACUACACAUACCCCAGAAUCACCUCUAAUCAACGGGAACUCAUCAGAGGAAAAACAAGUUUGUAUGUCUGUACAGGCCAGGGAGGCCAUCGCUGCGGCCAUUCAGAAACUGGGUGUGCAGCUUCUGCAGAACCUGGAGACAACGCCAGAGCAGCCAAACGUCAUCAUAUCUCCUUUGAGCAUAUCAUUAGCACUCUCCCAACUGGCUUUAGGUGCAGUAAAUGAGACAGAGAAGCUGCUGAUGCAUCAUCUCUUUGUAAACACUCUCUCCUGCUAUCACGAGUCUCUGCAUAGUAUCUUAGGGAAGCUCAGAAACAGCGACCUGCAAAUUGCCACACGUAUUUUCCUGCGCCAAGGGUUUGAGCCAAAGCAAGACUUUGUCCAUGAAUCCCAGCGCUUAUAUGACUCAGUACCAGCAGUCUUGGAGAGCCUGCAGCAGAUAAAUGACUGGGUAGAAAAUGCAACAAAAGGAAAGAUGACUGGCUUCCUGUCUUCUUUACCACCCAAUCUGCUCCUCAUGCUCAUUAAUGCUGUUCAUUUCAAAGGAGAGUGGAAAGCUCGAUUUGACCCGCGCUUUUCCUCUCGAGGUGUGUUCUAUCUUGACGACAAGCACAUGGUUGACGUUGAAGUGAUGGAAGAUGCCAAACAUCCCCUGAGUUUAAUAACUGAUAAUGAACUGGAGGCUCAGGUAGCACGAUUUCCAUUCCAGAAGUCCAAGAGCUUGUUGGUGGUCAUGCCUCAGUCCGGCCAGGUGAAUGUGUCUUCACUUUCCACAAAGCUGAAUAUCUCCGACUUGUAUCAUCGUCUGCCCAAGGAGAGAGCUGUUCAAGUUAAAGUCCCCAAGUUUAAACUGGAGUAUGCUCAAGACCUACAGGAGGUUUUUACCAAAUUGGGCCUCGGAGGGAUGUUUUCCAGUCCCAACUUGACUGGGAUUGCAGACGGCCCCCUGCUGGUCUCCAGUGUGAUGCAUAAGUCCUGCAUGGAGAUAAAUGAGGAGGGUGCAGAGGCUGCAGCAGCCACCACUGUGGUCAUCUCACGGGCAUCUAACCCUGUUUUCCACCUCAGCCAACCUUUCUUGUUUGCCCUUAUGGAUGAUAUGACUCAAGUACCAAUUUUCAUGGGUGUCAUUAACAACCCAAAUCCUGGAGCUCCUAUUUUGCAGAGAGGAGAAUUCGGGAGCAAAGAUAAAGUGGUAUUCCCAAUUGAUAAGAAUCAUGUUGGCUCAUUUGGAGGCCCACCUAAGUAG